Herpailurus yagouaroundi (jaguarundi) is the source of this 1130-nucleotide messenger RNA. RefSeq names its product AN1-type zinc finger protein 2A-like. The transcript is spliced from 4 exons. NCBI's taxonomy places the organism in Eukaryota, Metazoa, Chordata, Mammalia, Carnivora, Felidae. Gene Ontology annotation, cellular component: cytoplasm; endoplasmic reticulum. The record is from RefSeq and is a predicted model, not a curated record. Gene Ontology annotation, biological process: protein targeting to ER; proteasome-mediated ubiquitin-dependent protein catabolic process.
AUGGGAAACGCCUGUCGCUGCGAGUCCAAGUGGUUUAAUGCACACCUGAAUUCGGGGGGAGCUUUCUCGAGUAGGGAUUUGAAGGACCAAGAAGCCAUCGCUCUCACGACAGGGGUGAUUCUGAAUGAGCCAGUGCUUUCUCUAGAACACUUCAUUGUUUUUUUGGUGUUUGUUUUUUAUUUGUUUUUAGAUUUUCUUCCGUUACAAUGCGAUGCGUGUAAACAAGAUUUCCAUAAAGACCAUUUUACUUGUGCUGCACAUAAAUGUCCAUUUGCAUUCGAGAAGACUAGCCAUAUUCCAGUGCGCCCACUUUGUAACAAACCAUUACCGGUAAAAAAGGGAGAGAUCCCAGAUGUGGUGGUUGGUGAGCACAUUGAUUGAGAGUGUAGCUGUCAUCCUCGGAAGAAAGAGAAGGUGAGGACAAAUUCUGUCCACUCUGUGAAUGGGGAUUUUUUUCCGUAGGGGGGAAAGGUCCAUUAUCUAACUAUCUAAUCGUAGUCCUAAUCGUCUGCUUACAGAUGAAACCUUAGUGAUGUCAGUGCUUUCCCCAAGUAGUGGACGGCAUGGGCUUUUACAGAUACGGGAACGUAUUUUCUAAAUAUUAGAGUCUCUGCUAGGAUCUGCUGCUUCUAUAGGAAUUUCAUACUUUUUCUCCCAAAGUGAAGAGCUAACGUGGUUUCUAGAACCGUUUGGUUAAGGUGCGCUUUUAUUAGCUGCUCCUAGUGAAACGUAAAAGGGUAUAUACAAUUUGACCUUGCAGCGUUCUUCGUGAGAGUUGUACGUUUGUUCACUUGGAGUAAAUCAUGCCAGUGAAAAUAGCAGGCCCCAUUCUCCUCACCAGUCUUGGUCGCUUGGGCUCCGUCCUUUUCUCCAGGUGUGUGCGCUGCUGUGUCUCGGGUUUGUCUUAUUCCCUUGUAGUCGUGGGCAUCGUUAGCUGGUUCGGCACGGUGUAGGCUGAGCAUGGGCUACCGGCCCCAUUGCUACGCUGCCACCUGCCUGGCUGCCCGCCCCCGCCCCGCCCUGGAGACGAGUGGGGUCCCUGCACAGGCCUUCCGGGGCUCGUCUCUCUGAGGACACAGCUGAGCGAUUCUGUCUGUAUUUCUCUUAAGGCUAGAUCCAAGUUUCCCUAC